AUGCAUCGUACCUUGGAACGGAAUCAGCGACUGGAAACACGACAGAAGAGAUGGUCGUGGGGAGGGUCUGUAACUCCAGAUUCAGAGAGCAAAACGGAACAACAGACCGCAGAUGAAAGUGGAACUGGUGCCAGCAAGCGGUCCACCUCCACAGCAAACCUCAAACAGACAGAAGCUGUCAUGAAUAAACGGUUGUCAUCAUCUGCAGCGCUUUUAAACGCGUCUGAUCGAAGUACCACAAAGAGAAGUGCCUCAUUAAACAGACUGAAUAACAAAGUUCCUCUACAUUCUCAGCAGUCAGCACUCAAAAGUUCGCAGGUGGAACAGAAAGGAGGAACAGAAAAGAAGAGGAGCACAUCUUUGAAUAGAAUGAGUAGUAAACCCCAACCCUCUCCAGAACUAGAAAAAGUGAAAAAGGAAGAAAAACCAGCUCGUCGCUCCCAGCUCAGUCCUCUGGACAGUAGCGUAAUCAGUCGCCUGCUCGCCCCCACACAGGCCUCUUUAGCUAGGAGUAAAAGUGCUGCUACGUUAUCGGCUGAUGGACAAGAUCCCUCAGAAUCUCACCUCUGUCCUCGUUCAGCUUCAGCCAGUUCCAUCAGUUCCCCAGUCCCAGCUCCUAAAGUGCCCGUGCGCAGUCGUAGCAUCGACAGAUUGAAGUCCUCUGUAUCUUCAUCUGAUGCAAGUUCACCAGAUUCAACCCAGAAAUCAGAGACGGAAAAACCAUCCCCAGGUUCUGGGCUAAGACGUCCUCCCUCGCCAUCUGUGUCUGCCCGUAGAAGAUCCCCUUCUCCUGCUAAUUUGGUGAAGCGUCCUCCGUCACCUUCUACAGUUAGGUAUGUGUCCAGACAAAAGACUCGCCCACCUUCGCCUAGCAUGUCAAAACAAAGGCCACCAUCUCCUACUCCAGUCUCUAAACCGGCACCCAUCCAACGUCCACCUCUGACGCCAGGUGUUAUAAAUAUUACCAAAAAGAAAACUGAAGCAGAGAGCAAACCAAAGGAUAAGAGCACAGAGGGAACAGGACAAGAGCAAGGUGCUUCACCGGCCUUGGACAGGGACGCGGUAGCAGCUAGCACAAAGACCAAAGAAGAAUCGGGUAGCAAAACAGUAGCAGGGACCACCACAGCUGAAGAAGCUGCUAAAAUCUUGGCAGAGAAACGACGGCUAGCUCGGGAGCAAAGAGAGCGUGAAGACCAAGAAAGAAUUCAGAGACAAGAAGAGGAAAGAAUCAGAGAAGAACAAAUGGCCAAGAGAGCAAUUGAGGAAAAAGUACAACAGGAGGAGGAGCUCCGCAAACAGGAGGAAGAAAAGCGACUGGCUUAUGAAGAACAACAAAGACAAGCUGAAGAGGAGCGAAUGCGCCGAGAGCAGGAAGAGCAGGAAAAACUUGCAGAGCUUCAACACCAGAAAGAAGAAGCUGAAGCAAAAGCUCAAGAAGAGGCUGAAAGACAGCGGCUGGAAAGAGAGAGAAUUAUGCAGCAAAACAUGCAGGAAAGGCUGGAAAGAAGAAAGAGAAUUGAAGAAAUAAUGAAAAGAACACGAAAAUCGGAUCAAAACGAAUCCAAGUUGCAGAAUGAAGGGAAGUCUGUCUCUGAGGCCAUGGAGGGGGAAGAUAUUGAAGAGGAGGAAGAGUUGGGUCUUGAGAAGACUGAUCAACCAGGAAAGCUAAAUGGCGUUGACUUACCCCAGGAAGUCAAGGGGGAGGCAGAGGGUUGUUCAGAGACUGUGCACAGCUUGAUCCCUACAGACUCUGAGGAACACGGUGUGUCAGAGUUGAAGGCCGGCGAAGUAUUUAUGAAUGGAGGCGAUUUGAAAAGUGAUGAGGGGUCUCUACUUGUUACUGAAUUAAAAGAUUCCAGCCAUCCUGCAAAAGAAAUGGUUAUCAGUGACUCAGUGAAGCUGGGUGUUAACGAAGCUGAUCGUACAAUUGGACUUACUCAGAAUCUUAAUGGAAAAUCUGGUUCGUGGACUUUUGAGGAGUUUAUUGACGUUGGAGUACAUUCCAAGUCAACCAAACUGAGCUCGGACAGCAUCUCCGCUGGUAACUGUAAUCAAAACUUGAAUGAUGCUGCUACAAUACCUUCUAGUCCCAAAUUGGUUUUUGAGGAAGAUGGUGCAGUGAAUUCAUUGACCAAACCUAUAGAUGCUUCAUCAGAACUGUGAACACUAGAGACCUGGAAAUAAGCUGAUUGCACUUCAGUAAUCCAGUUUUAUCAAGUACCGAAGGCCUUGUUUUGAAAAGCUGCUUGUUUACCUUUAUCCAUCUUCAAGUUUGCAAAAAAAAACAAAAAACACCAGGGGAGGGAUGACAAACUUCUAGAUUUGCACCUUGAAACAUUUCAGGGAAAUUUUGUGCUGAUGUUCCUUUUCCAUUCGUUUAGCUGAUUGUUAGAUAAGAUUUCCUUGUUCAAGUAUCACUUGUUUCCCUUUUACAGACUUUACAGUAACCUGUUUGAGUCUUUUUUUUUUUUUUU
Molecule: messenger RNA, 2474 nt
Organism: Charadrius vociferus (killdeer)
Lineage: Eukaryota; Metazoa; Chordata; Aves; Charadriiformes; Charadriidae
Gene: MAP7D3
Product: MAP7 domain containing 3
Exons: 17
Coding region: 1-2163 (720 amino acids)
Biological process (GO): microtubule cytoskeleton organization
Cellular component (GO): microtubule cytoskeleton
Source: RefSeq, a predicted model, not a curated record